Messenger RNA from Prorocentrum cordatum, 398 nucleotides. The record is from the annotation of a GenBank genome assembly. NCBI's taxonomy places the organism in Eukaryota, Dinophyceae, Prorocentrales, Prorocentraceae.
GUGGGUUGAUCCCGGACGUGUGGGUUGUCAGCGUCGUCUCCUGCGAGGCGAAGGCGCAGGUGGUCUGCGGCUGGCGCCUCGCCCCCCGCUGCCCGGUCGAGCUGGAUAUCGACGGGUGCUCGGUGGAGAGGCAGAUGCAGGUCGUGGAGUGCCCAGGGUGGCCGCCGCGCCCGCCCCCUCAGGCGCGCUGUUCCAUGGGCCGCGUCGUCGAGUGGGCGCGGCAGGCGAUGCAGGCCGCAGCGUCGAUCGCCAGCAUGUGGCAGGUCUUCAUCCACCUGGCGGGGUGGAGCGCCCCCGAUGCCGAGGGACCUGCGCGCGACUGCGGCAGGACCCCGAUGCGCAAUGAGCUCGCCAUGUGGCGCGGGGGCGCGGCCAUCGCGAUGAAGGGGCGCGCGCAG